UAGUGAAAGAGUGUGCUUUGUGGCUUUGCACCUCAUUCUCUCCCAGACUCGCUCCUAAGUGUGCACUGAGGGAAGAGCCUUUUUUUUUUUCUUUCUUUCAAUGAGGCACUGCCUGAAGAGGGUUUAUCAUAUGCUGAGACACAGACACACAUUCUCACACAUAAGAAAAGAAUCCAUUCCUUUUUGAAGCUACCAGCAGAUGAGACAGCUCUGAAAAACCUACCUACCUGCAAGGGAGAGCCAGCAUCUGAUAAGAGAUCUGACUGACAUAUAGGGGGGGAUACAAGAGGCAAGGGGGAGAAAAGAGAAGAAGACAAAGAAGAAGAAAGCGUCACUGCAGAAGAUCAGAAGAGGGCAGACCAAAUGAAAUGCCAAAAGAGAAGCUGCAAGCAAGCAAAAAAGUGAUUUGGCUGUGUGAGAAGGAAGUAAACUUCGCAAGAGAUAUUUUACGCAGUGGUCAUUAGGACCUAUUUUAACAACUUGCAAAGAGAAACAAACAGCAUCUCAGGACAUACAAUUCCUGCAGAAAACAAAAUCAAUACACAUAUAAUACUAAAACAAGAGAGUCAGAAACCAUCAGAGGAAAAUAUUACAUAAAGUGGGGAAAAGAACAUACUAUCAGGAUGCAACUUUGCUCUGUAUUUGUGUUCAUGAUUCUGCAGAUCCACAGAGUUCACCUACAGAAGUUCUCAGCACUGACGUUUCUGAGGGUCGACCAAGACAAAGAAUGCAAUGUGGAAUGUACAGGCUCACCGCAGAAACCACUUUGUGCUUCGGAUGGAAGAACCUUUAUGACCCGCUGUGAAUUUCAGAGAGCCAAGUGCAGAGACCCUCAACUAGAGAUAGCUUACCGGGGAAGCUGCAAAGAAGUUUCUAGAUGUGUGGCAGAGCGGAAAUACACCCAGCAGCAAGCAAGAAAAGUCUUUCCGCAAGUAUUUAUACCAGAAUGCAAUGAUGAUGGAACAUAUAGCCAGGUUCAAUGUCACAGCUACACUGGAUACUGCUGGUGCGUCACCCCAAAUGGACGGCCCAUAAGUGGCACAGCUGUAGCAAAUAAGACACCCAGAUGUCCAGGGGCCAUUCCAGAAAAGGUACCUCGCAAAGAUGCUGGAAAAACAGGGAUUCCUGAGACUCACCUCUCUGAAAGGAAUGCUGUUCUCCUUUUUAACACAGAUGACUCAACAGCUCCAGCGCUGGAUCCACAGCCUCAAGGAGAUGAAGAAGAUAUUACAUCUCAUUAUCCAACUUUGUGGACUGAGCAAGUGAGGAGCCGGCAGACCAAUCGAACUCGGAAUCCAGCUUCUUCUUGUGAUCAAGAGCACCAAACAGCCCAGGAGGAUGCCAGACAACACAAGAAUGAAGCCAUUUUCAUCCCAGAAUGUGCAAAUGGUGGGCUUUACAAACCAGUUCAGUGUCACCCUUCCACAGGCUACUGCUGGUGUGUACUUGUAGACACCGGGCGCCCAAUUCCUGGUACAUCUACUAGGUAUGAACAGCCCAAAUGUGAUGGAAAUGCAAGAGCCCAUCCCACAAAACCCAAAGACCACUACAAGAGCAGACAUCUUCAAGGCUGCCCCGGGGACAAAAAAACGGAGUUUCUAACCAGCGUUCUGGAUGCCCUAUCAACGGAUAUGGUUCAUGCAGUGUCUGAUCCAUCUUUAGCAAGCAGAAUUUCUGAGCCAGAUCCCAGCCAUACUCUGGAGGAGAGAGUGGUUCAUUGGUAUUUCAACCAACUGGACAAGAAUGCAAGUGGAAACAUUGGCAAGAAGGAGAUUAAGCCUUUCAAAAGAUUUUUGCGCAAAAAGUCAAAGCCUAAAAAAUGUGUGAAGAAAUUUGUGGAAUAUUGUGAUAUGAAUAAUGACAAAGCUUUAACCGAGCAAGAGCUAAUGGGAUGCCUUGGAGUGACCAAGGAUGAUGGACCUAAAAAUCCUGGAGAAAGUACUUCAAAUAAACAGCAGGCCUCAAAGAAGCAAGGUUAAAAGGAUGAUCUGCUUACGGCCCAUUAUCUGCUUCUGGGAAACUUCCUUACCAAAUGGAAAUGAAACCCAUAGUAUUUGCACUUUGUACUUUAAAAUGUAAAUUCACUUUGUAGAAAAGAAAUAUUUAAACAGACUUUUGAAUCUGUGAAAGACCUGUAGGUAGACUGUUCAUUUGUUUUGUUUUGUGUUUUUUAUCAUAUCACAUACAAUGUAUGUGUCCUUUUUUGUCUUAAAAAUAUUCUUUUCUAAGUUGUACAAGUUUUCAUUUAUUGUAUUGUUUUAUUUUGUAUUUUUGUUUAAUUUUUGUAAGACUGCUAACAAAUGAAAAAAGAAGUCAUGCUCAUGCACACUACUAAAACCAUUCCUUAGACAGUUUAAUACAAAGGCAUUGUGCUUAUGUUAAAAAAAAUCAACUAAGCUUUUUUGUACAAUUACUUCAGAUUCAGAAAUUUGUGAAUUGUCAAAAACGCAGUUUCAUAUACAGUACAAUAAACUGAAUCAUAACAAGA
Molecule: messenger RNA, 2488 nt
Organism: Erpetoichthys calabaricus (reedfish)
Lineage: Eukaryota; Metazoa; Chordata; Cladistia; Polypteriformes; Polypteridae
Gene: smoc2
Product: SPARC related modular calcium binding 2
Exons: 14
Coding region: 624-1979 (451 amino acids)
Biological process (GO): extracellular matrix organization
Cellular component (GO): basement membrane
Molecular function (GO): extracellular matrix binding; protein binding; calcium ion binding
Source: RefSeq, a predicted model, not a curated record